Eriocheir sinensis (Chinese mitten crab) is the source of this 2830-nucleotide messenger RNA. RefSeq names its product LIM/homeobox protein Lhx2-like. Gene Ontology annotation, molecular function: DNA-binding transcription factor activity, RNA polymerase II-specific; RNA polymerase II transcription regulatory region sequence-specific DNA binding. The transcript has 6 exons. NCBI's taxonomy places the organism in Eukaryota, Metazoa, Arthropoda, Malacostraca, Decapoda, Varunidae. Gene Ontology annotation, cellular component: nucleus. The coding region runs from base 1329 to 2147 and encodes 272 amino acids. Gene Ontology annotation, biological process: regulation of transcription by RNA polymerase II; neuron differentiation. The record is from RefSeq and is a predicted model, not a curated record.
UGUGCCAAAGUGAACUCGGGCCGAUGCCAUCCCGUCGCCGCGCCAGAUAAUCGUAAAGAGACGCGCAGUGCAAACCUCGGUUAUCGCGCCGGAGACCUGUGCCGCGGCCAGCCGGCAGGACACGGCGGCACGGCGCGGCGCCAGGCGGAGUGCACCAGCAGGCUGCGGCGCCGCCACCACCACCGCCACCACCGCUCACCGCCGCCCCCACGCCCGCACAGCCAGGACACCGCAGCUUAACGCCCCCCCGCCCACCCACGCCGACCCCGCAACACACGCCGCCGCCUCCACCUGAGAAACACAAGCACGCGCAACACAACAACAGCUGAACCAAAUAACAAGAACAAGAACAGCAGCAAGAAUUUGACGCGAACAACACUGGAUUGAAGUUAAAUUAUCGGAGUCAUAAGGGAGGUCAAGGAAAACCAAGGAAACAAACACACGCAACACUGUUCUAAACCUAUACUAAAACACAAGAAAGAAACACGUUAUUGCACUAAACCAAUAUUAAACCACAAGAUAAAACAGUCAAGUCAAGCUGUCAGGAAGAGACGGAUGAUUAACACGUCAAAACAUAAACAACCACAAAUGAAACAAACGUAGGAUAAUAUCACACCCAUCCCAAAGUUAAUCUCAUCCAAAGCUAAUCUAGUCCUAUAAUAGUUAAGGAAGAACGAAUAAAAUACAAUCGGGGUACUUACCAGCCCACGAGGAAGCAGAAGGAGCACCAUUACUGAGUCCACCACCACGAAGGCUUAGAAGAGUCCACGAAUCACUGCAAGGAGAGAGAAAAGUUUUAGAGAAUAAUAAAACCUUACAACAAAGUCCUCAACAAAAGUAGUGAAACAGACCUUGCGAAGCCCCUUUAACCACACACCCAACAGGAACAUAUACUGAAAAACAAAGGAGGUCCCCCCCAAAAAACGAACCCUGGAGACCUAUGAGAGAAAUUAAAGCUAAGACCAAAGGAAGUCCAAUAACAAACGAAAACUUAAUUCCAAAGAAAGACCAAAAAACAGACCUUGCAGAACCAUAAAGGAAAAAUAUUUAAACUCAACUAAACUCAACGCAAGUUCAAACACAAGCAUUGGGGAACCGUAAGGGAUAAGCUAAAUACAAAACAGGUAAAAAAAAAAUAGUCUUACGGAAUCCUAAGAGAAAGACAAAAACCAAAGGAAACCCAAAACAAACCUUACAGAACCCCCAAAACAAAAAACAAAAAACAACGGAAAAACAACCAACACCAAAGCUAACGGAACCCAAGCGACCGCAAAACCUACGAAUCCUACACAUCCACCUCCUCCCUCACCCAGCGGCCUGAAGGAAGGAUGCUGGACCGUCAGGAGGAGCAGGCGGGGCCGGAGGAGGCGGUGUGCGUGGGCUGCGGCGUUCGGAUCACGGAGCGCUGGUUCUCCAAGACGCAGGAGGGCGUUUGGCACAGCUCGUGUCUGCGGUGCUGCGAGUGCCACCAGCCCCUCGAGGAGAAGUGCUUCGCCAAACACGGUCACCUCUACUGCCGCGAUGACUACUUCAGGAUGUUCGGGUGCGGUCGGUGCGGGCGCUGCGGGCUGGAAAUCGCGCCGCAGGAGUUGGUCAUGCGCGCCCGCCACCACGUGUUUCACCUGCACUGCUUCACCUGCGCCUCCUGCCACGCCCAGCUCCACAAAGGCGAUCACUUCGGAAUGCGGGACGGAGCGGUGUACUGUCGCGCCCAUUACGAACUCAUCCUCCAAUCUGAAGCCGAAAUGGAGGCGGUGGGCGUGUCCUCCGGUAUGGCCUUCCCGCCCCUGUCCCCCGCCACGCCCCGCCUCGCCUUCUACAACGGCGUGGGGGCGGCGCAGAAGGGCAGACCGAGGAAGAGAAAGCUCCCCAAUGAUGAGAUGCCGCCCCUCACGCCCCUCACCCCCGGCAUGGAACUCGUGCCAGGGGGGGAGAUGUCGAUGGAGGGUUACCGGUACGACCCCCAACCCCCCGGGCAGAACAGAACCAAGCGGAUGCGAACCUCCUUCAAACACCACCAGCUGAGAACCAUGAAGUCCUAUUUUAGUCUCAACCAGAACCCCGACGCGAAGGACCUCAAGCAGCUGGCCCAGAAAACAGGACUGUCCAAGAGGGUCCUACAGGCCAUGACGAUCUGUAAGAGUUGAGUGAGGCACAGACACACGGAGGGGGAAGGGGCAGGCAUUGUCUCCAACAUGCAGGAAGGGACGCCACAAAACACCUCUCCCAAACAUCCUCCCCCUCCCUGACCCCCAACCCCCAACCCCCUUCCCCACACCCUACCUCCUUUAACUUCAUCUCUCAACCUCAUAUCGAUCUGUGGCCUCAGUUUCAUCUAGUUUCUCAAUCUGUUUCUCCUCCUCCUCCUCCUCCUCCUUCGACUUAAUUUCGUCCAUUUUAUGCUUCUAACUGUUCCUCUUCCUCUUCCUCCUCUUCCUCCUAUUUCAUUCUCCUCCUGUUCCUCCUCUCUCUCCUUCUAUUUUUAUCCCUGUUUCUUCCAUUACUUCUCUUCCUUGUCCUACCUCUCCUCAUUCUGCUUCUAACAUAUCCACAUCCUUAAUCCUCAUCAUCAUCCUAAUCCUCGUCCUCCUCCUCGUCCUCGUCCUCCCCUUCCUGCUCCUGCACCUGCACCUCCUCCUCCUGCUGCUCCUUCUCCGCCACCACCAUCCCACUACCUCUCUUCGGCAGGUGUGGUUCCAGAACGCGCGGGCAAAGUGGCGGCGGAACCUCUUGAAGCAGGAGCACGACCGCCACGUCGGGGAGAAGAUGAAGGACCAGAAUAGCCUCCUCAGCGAUCUGCGGCCCGUGGACUCCCUCGGGCCGGGCCUCA